GGCUAAACUUGCCUCUGACGAAAACUCCGGAACUUCUCAACUUGAUUGAGAAUUACCUCAACAGAAACAACCCAUGUCCUCCUCAACAGCCAGAGAGCUCAAAGAUACCAAUUCUUCCUCCGAAGGUUCCUGCAGAGAGACUCAAAGCUAUGCAUUUCCCAAUCUCCCAGAUCACAAUUGGCCAGUGGUUCUACCGUGCAAAAAACCCUGACGAUAUUGUGGCGAAACUCUAUUUUGCAAAGAAGAAACUUAUAUGGGAGAUUCUCGACGCUGGAGAUCCAAAGACUAAAACACCGAGGCUCAAGAGAAAGAUCGAGAUCCAAUGGGAUGAUGUCGCUUCUUUACAAGAGAGUAUUAAUUCACGUGAUGAAACUGGAAUCCUCAAAAUCGAGUUGAAGAAACGUCCAAAAUUCUUCAUAGAGACUAGUCCACAGGCAGGAAAACACACACAAUGGAAACAAAUGGAUCAAGAUUUCACUGAAGAUCAGGCUGCUUCUUGUUUCAGGAUACAUACACUUCAUUUUGAUGCCGGAGUUCUGCAAAAGAACUUGGAGAAGCUUUUGUCCGAUAGCUUCUGGGCCAAACUCCAUGAAGUCUAUUUCCCGGUACGAGAAGCUGUUUUAUUCGACAUUGACUAUGGAAUCAACAAUAACACCAACUCAUCUAGCUACGUCCUAAGCCAGACACGUCGCUUUAAUGCCAACAGUGGCCUUAUACAUCACCCUUCUCAAGGAAUUGGUCGCGUGGGAGUGGGAGAAGGAAACUCUAACGUGGCACCUCGGUACUGGGCUAACAAUGGAAGUCAAAACUCAUAUGGUCAAGCUAAUAGUUGGGUUUACACUGGAAAUGAUCAGUUGUUUGGGACGCAAGCUAUCCGACCACCGAUGUCUUCUCAGUUCAGCAACGGGCAUUAUAACAGGCAAAGCCAUUACAACGGUUCACGGCAGAGUAACCCGAUGACCCAAUACGAGAGUGAAGCAGUGCAAAAUACAAGGGGGAUACUUGGGAGUCAAGCAUAUGCACUACCACCGACACAAACUAACUUGAUGAUGCCUCAAUACAUGAACGUAAGCUCAAUGUAUCCUAUGUUUGGAACGUAUCUAGCAAGUACAUUGGUUCAAGAAGACUUUCAGAUGAAAGAUUACCAGAACUGGUCAGUGCUUCCUGAUAUGGGCAAAAAAGAUGAUUCCAACGAUAACAAAUAG
Messenger RNA from Camelina sativa (false flax), 1205 nucleotides. RefSeq lists its product as uncharacterized. NCBI's taxonomy places the organism in Eukaryota, Viridiplantae, Streptophyta, Magnoliopsida, Brassicales, Brassicaceae. The record is from RefSeq and is a predicted model, not a curated record.